AUGGCCCCGUCUAGGCCCCGUACGGCCCCUCUACGGCCCCGUCUAGGCCCCUUGCGGCCCCUCUGCAGCCCCGUCACCGCCACCUUCGGCCCCGCCGCCGCCGCCUGCGGCCCCGUUGCCGCCACCUGCGGCCCCGUUGCCGCCACCUGCGGCCCCGUUGCCGCCACUGCAGUCAUGGCUACCCCCAGUGUCCUUACCUUUGAUGCUGAGGGCCGUGCCGUUGACUUUGAGGCCAGGGUCGAUGAUCUCCAGGUAUUUCUACAGUGCGAUAGGGCAGACAGACUCUCUCUAUUCGAUCUCACCUCUGGUGUUUCUCCCACCCCACCUGCGAUUGCUGACAGCACUGUUCGCUCACACUGGGCCACACGCGAUGCUGCUGCUCGCCUUGUUGUGCGUCGCCACUUACCAACCGCUGAGCGUGCGCACUUUAGCCAAUACAAGAGUGCUAAGACCUUGUACGACGCUGUAGUUGCACGCUACUCCUCCCCUGCCACUGCUGCUCUUAGUCGCCUCAUGCUGCCGUACCUGUUCCUGCUGCUUUUCCCACAGUCGCUAACCUUAUCACUCACCUUUGCACUAGUGACAUUCACUACCGCGCUGCGCUUCCUACUGAGUUCUGUGCCAAGAACCCCCCCCCCCAUGUACAUCACCCUCUACUACAUAGUCACCCGCCUCCCUGACUCCCUUCGCUUAGUCAGGGACCACUUCCUCUCAGUUUGCCCCACCACACUCACCGUCGACCUCCUCGAGGAGCGCCUCCUAGCAGCAGAGAAGAGCAUAUUCGCUGUAGGAGCCUCUCGUGGUGACCCUCGCACCCCCGUCUUUGAGGGGUGUUCCCCCUCCCCCCUCUUGCCCACUGUUGCUUCUGUUGCUGCGGCCGACCUUGUUGGUUUUGAGUCGGUCGGCGCUGCGUCUGCCCCGGGCUGGAGACGCCACACCGGCAAGGGCAAGGGGGGCAAGGGCGCUGGAGGGGCUAGCGGGGGCAGUGGAGGUGGUGGUGGAGGCAGUGGAGGGGGUGGGGGUGGUGGUGGUAGUGGUGGCGGGGGUGGAGGUGUCGGUGGCAGCAGUGGAGGCGGAGGAGGCGGCGGCGGUGGCGGAGGGAGCGGUGGAGGCGGCGGAGGUGGCAGAGACGGCGGAGGUGGCGGAGGCGGCGGCGGCAGCAGUGGACCUAGUCGCGGCUCUGCGCAGAGGAGUGGCUCCGCUGGUGGUCCGCGCCAGAAGCAGCGGAGUGGUGUGACUCUGUCCCCUCAGCAACUUCGUGAGUGGUACGCUGCGCGUCAGCGCGGUGGGGGUACUGGUCCCUGCACCUACGUUCUCCGUACCGGCGACCCCGCUGGUGAGCAGUGCGGGGGCCUGCACUCCACCCAGCGCUGCUUUGGCCGCCUAACGGACGCGUGGCGGCACCAGUUCCCAGAGGCCUCUGAGAUCCCUCGCUGGGGAGAGUUGUCUAGGGCGCGCUGGUGA
Closterium sp. NIES-65 is the source of this 1464-nucleotide messenger RNA. Lineage: Eukaryota; Viridiplantae; Streptophyta; Zygnematophyceae; Desmidiales; Closteriaceae. The record is from the annotation of a GenBank genome assembly.